Molecule: messenger RNA, 1468 nt
Organism: Tyto alba (common barn owl)
Lineage: Eukaryota; Metazoa; Chordata; Aves; Strigiformes; Tytonidae
Gene: RAX2
Product: retina and anterior neural fold homeobox 2
Exons: 4
Coding region: 413-1099 (228 amino acids)
Biological process (GO): positive regulation of transcription by RNA polymerase II
Molecular function (GO): DNA-binding transcription factor activity, RNA polymerase II-specific; RNA polymerase II cis-regulatory region sequence-specific DNA binding
Source: RefSeq, a predicted model, not a curated record
GAGACAAUCUGAGUGGGGAAGGCAGUUCGGGGCUUUGUCCGGUGCCGCCCCCCCGGACCCGUGCUGGGGGGGACAUUUAGAGCAAUUACUUGUCCAGAAAGUAACUGUCAAUCAUUCUUAAAGGGGAAGGCCUCCAAUUAAUAACCUCGUCCUAAUCCUUUGGACUCAUUUCCAAUCUGCGGUGCCUUGGUGACAUCUGCAACACUAAAUAAAGAUUCUCCUGAGCCUUAGCGCGGCGGUUCUGUGACAAAUAAGAAGACUAGAGGCAACUUUGGCUGCCAAAGCUGCGAGAUUGGUGAGGUUGAGCCGCUUGUUUGGUUCCCAGGAGGGACCAGCAAAGUUAAAUACUCCUGGAAAAGCCAAGUUGGGCCCAGCAGGUGCGGAGCCGCGCAAAUGAGAAGUGGGUGCCACCAUGUUCCUGAACAAGAGUGAGGGGGACCUGGGUGAGCUGCGGAAGCCGGGGGACGGCGAGGGCGCCUCACCGGCGGCCGCUGAGGAGGAGCAGCCCAAGAAGAAGCACCGGAGGAACCGCACCACCUUCACCACGUACCAGCUGCACGAGCUGGAGCGCGCCUUCGAGAAGUCCCACUACCCGGACGUGUACAGCCGCGAGGAGCUGGCCGUGAAGGUGAACCUGCCAGAGGUCCGCGUGCAGGUCUGGUUCCAGAACCGACGAGCCAAGUGGAGGCGACAGGAGAAGAUGGAGGCCAGCUCCAUGAAACUCCAUGACACCCCCGUGCUUUCCUUCAACCGGCCCCCCAUGGCCCCCAACGUGGGGCCCAUGAGCAACUCCCUCCCGCUCGACCCAUGGCUGACGUCCCCCAUCUCCAGCGCCACUACGGUCCACAGCAUCCCCGGCUUCAUGGGACCCCCCCAGGCCUUGCAGCCCCCCUACGGCGGGCACUCCUUCCUCAACAGUCCCCCGCCGAUGGCGCAGGGCGUGCAGCCCAUGGCGCCCGCGCCCUACCAGUGCGGCACCACCUUUGUGGACAAGUAUCCGCUGGAGGAGGUGGACCAGAGGAGCUCCAGCAUCGCCUCGCUCCGCAUGAAAGCCAAGGAGCACAUUCAGACCAUUGACAAGACCUGGCAGCCCAUUUGAUGAAUGCUCCCCUCCGGCCGCGCCGCCCCCCAGCUCCUGCCCCCCGGCGUUGGCUCGGCCCUGGGGCAGGCGAGGGGGGUGACGGUGGGAUGCUCAGCUGGCCCUGGGCAGGGAUGCCGGGCUGCAUCUUCCCCGCGAUGGGCCAGCACCGUCAGUGGCAGGGGAGCAAGCCGGGGUGCUGGCGGGACCCCGCCACAGCAGAGCACCCCAGCAGCCACCCACAGCCCCUCUGCCUUGCUGAGGCACCGGCCCGAGCUGUGGAUCUGGCCGAGGCCUGGGGGCGUCCCACCGUGCCACCAGGCCACCCACCACCCUGGCUGGACACCUCCUUUCCCCACACCCCCUCCCCCUUUUUUUUUUUUUUUUUUU